Molecule: messenger RNA, 1047 nt
Organism: Danaus chrysippus (African queen)
Lineage: Eukaryota; Metazoa; Arthropoda; Insecta; Lepidoptera; Nymphalidae
Source: the annotation of a GenBank genome assembly
AUGGUAGAUGUUGUUCUCAUACAUUGCGUUAAUAUAAAAAUUUCCCACUUCGGUCGAAUUAAUGCAGUAGAUUUUAAGUCUCUAAUGGGAUAUGAAGCUCUUUCAUUAGGCUAUGGAAGAACAAAUGCGUCUUCAUUAAAGAAACCAUUACAAGUUCUGAAAGGGAUGAUAAGUAAAUGUCCUGAUAGAGAUAGUAUUAAUCUGUCUCCAAGUGCGCUUUGUCUAUUUAGGCCAUGUGUUUUGACGGCCACCAUCUGUGGAGGAGACUCUGGAGGACCUGUUGUUCAUGAAUCAGGUAUUGUGGGCGUACAUUCAACUUCAUUUGAUGAUUGUGAAGAACAUACUAAACAUUUGGAGCUGACUCCCGGAACCUCUGCAGCUAUUAUAUCACCAGUUAGCCCUGUCACCGAGAAGAUCCUUGAUAAGCAAAUAGCACGAUCUGGGAAUAACCUCGAUGAAGAUGAAGCAGAUGGUGGCAGGUCUUCGAAUUCUUGGCGGAGAGAUGCUUUUCAAGGCGAAUUUCCUUAUGUUAUCCGUUUAGAGGAGAAACUAUUAGAUUCAGCAACGGAAGAUAAAAUUAUUCAUUUUCAGCAAAUAUGCACGGGCUCAGCUCUUACUUCUGUUUGGGUUCUGUCAGCAGCUCACUGCAUAGGCGAGGAUUUCGACGAUUUAAUGAAAAAAAAUAAAGUAUUCGUAAGAUAUAAUAGCCAUUUUCCAAACAUCACAGGAUUUGUUACUCCUGUAACUAAGUUUAUAUCGUAUCCUGGAUAUAUUGAAUUAAGAAAAUCAAUAAAAAUGGGAGAUGUUGUUCUUAUACAUUGCGUUAAUAUAAAAAUAUCUCACUUCGGUCGAAUUAAUGCAGUAGAUUUUAAGUCUAUAAUAGGACAUGAAGCUCUUUCUCUAGGCUUUGGAAAGACUUGUGAAGAACAUACUACACAUUUGGAGCUGACUCCCGGAACCUCUGCAGCUAUUAUAUCACCAGUUAGCCCAGUGGUAGAUUGGAUUACAAAUAUUGUUUUGUCAAAGAAUCUAGUAGACGACAGUUGA